Messenger RNA from Acanthochromis polyacanthus (spiny chromis), 1838 nucleotides. Its product is annotated as sialidase-4-like. Bases 25 to 1209 code for a protein of 394 amino acids. NCBI's taxonomy places the organism in Eukaryota, Metazoa, Chordata, Actinopteri, Pomacentridae. The record is from RefSeq and is a predicted model, not a curated record. Gene Ontology annotation, molecular function: exo-alpha-sialidase activity. The transcript is spliced from 2 exons. Gene Ontology annotation, cellular component: cytoplasm; lysosome; membrane. Gene Ontology annotation, biological process: ganglioside catabolic process; oligosaccharide catabolic process.
CCUUCUUAAACAAGGGGACCAAACAUGGGCAACGUAACUUCAAGGAAUGUUCCACCGCAGCAACAAACUGUCUUUCAUAGAAAGUUUUACAGGAUUCCUGCUCUUUUCUGCGAGAGAGAAAGUAAAACUCUUCUGGCUUUUGCAGAGCAGAGAACGGCUGAAGAUGACACAAGCUCCGAAAUGCUGGUAAUGAAAAGAGGAGAACUGAAGGAGGAAACCCCUAAUAAGAAGAAAAUCAAGUGGUCAGAGUUUCAACCAGUUAAAGAGGCAAAGAUUGAUGGAUACCGCCCUAUGAAUCCCUGCCCACUGUAUGAUAUAAACAGGAAAGUCCUUUUCCUGUUUUUCAUCUGUGUUGAAGGCACCGUCUCAGAGCAGCAGCAGAAAAACUGCCACACAAACAAAGCCCGUCUCUGCUACAUCACCAGCAAAGAUCUUGGACAAACCUGGACUGAACUUACUGAUCUGACUGACAAACUGCCUGAAACUUGGGACACUUUUGCUGUAGGUCCAGGCCACGGUCUUCAAAUAGAGAAUGGAAGGUUGAUUGUUCCACUCCAUGCUUAUACUUCUGUCAAGAAAUCUUGCUGUGUUUCUGAUCAGAUGCCGUCUUAUCGUGCACUCUCCCUGUACAGUGAUGAUUCUGGUAAAACUUGGCAGUUUGGUAAAAUGUUUGAAGCAGAGUCAAAUGAAUGUCAAAUGGCAGAGUUUUUUGAUAAAAGCGGCAAAAGCAUCAUCUACUGCAACGCUCGCACUGAGGGAGGAUUUAGAGAGGAGCAUGUCAGUGAGGAUAACGGACAUACGUUUUCCAAGCUGAGUGGUGCUCAAAAGCUCGUGGAGACGGGCAGUGGCUGUGAGGGAAGUGUGGUCUCUUUUCCAGCUCAGAAUGAAGAUGUAACAAAUGAUCAGAGUCAGAAAAACAAAUGGCUGCUCUUCACCCACCCAAGUCACCAGUCAAACAGGGUUAGUUUGGGAGUGUAUCUGAACAAAACACUAUGUGAACAAAAGUCAUGGAGCAAAAAGUCACGGAGCAGAAAGUCAUGGAGCAAACCCUGGAUCAUCAGCAGUGGACCCAGUGGUUACUCAGACCUGGCUUACAUUGGUGAGGGUUGGUUUGCUUGUCUGUUGGAGAGUGGGGAGAAGAAAGAAACGGAGCAGAUAGCUUCUGUGGUUUUUAGCUACAAUGAGCUCAAACAAGUCAUUGGAGAGUAAAAGAAAAUAUUUGCUUUUAUCCAGUGCAAGGGCUUGUUUGAUUUUGAUAUCUGUACAAAAAGAUGCAAUAUUUGUAGAGAUCCUACUGUUGCUUAGUGUGUAAUAUCUGUGAAAAUGUGUUAGUAAGAAACAAAUUUGGCCAUAUGCUACUUUUACAAUAACAGUGAGAUUCUCCCACUUACAGGAAACACUGCUGUUGUGGAGAUUUCAACUAAUCAAUAAACACCAUACAGUCAGGAUCAUUGUUUCACGAUCAAGUCUCACUACUUUUACAUUUUUUCAUGUGACACAGCAAUGCUUCUCCUUUAUCUUUGCUAGAAUUAAUUUCCACUACAACACAUAAUAUUUAAUCGUCUAUUAAAAGAAAAAAAAUGCAUUUCUUACUGCAAAUAAAAUUCAAGGUCAAGGUGUCUUGGAAUUUGUCUUAAACAUAGAGGUCUGUUGUGUUAGGAUUUGUUUUUAGUUUUUCAUUUUUAUGUUUUUUAAGGCACUUCUAGCUGAACACUGAAAUUGAUAUCACAUAUUAGUAUUAAAAUAUUGAUAUUAAUAACCAUUUGUUGUGUAAUUAAUGGAUGCGUUGUGUUGACCUGAGUAGAGGGAGAGCAUCAACCCCAGGUUCUGAAGCGUUA